AUGGAUGAUAUGGCUGAAUAUCGUAGACGCCAUAGAGAAGCGUAUUUAAAAAGAGUUGGAUUAGAUACUCAACAAUCUUCUGAUAAAUCAUCUUCAUCCAAACAAAAUAUUAAUAAUAUAAUUAAUUAUACACAUGAUAAUAUAAAAAAUACAACAAAUAACAAAAAUAAUAUAAAUAUAUAUGAUACCUAUGAUACAGAUGAGGAUAGACUAAUGGGUAAGGAUAGACUAAUGGAUAAUGAUAGAGUAAUGGAUAAAGAUAGAGUAAUGGAUGAUAGAGUAAUGAAUAAUGAUAGAGUAAUGGGUAAGAGAGAAAGAGAUGUAGAAUUAAUGGAAGAUGAAGCAUCAUUAGAAUUGGCAAAGAAAUUACAGAGAGAAUUUGAUUCAAUGGAAGAAGUAAGAAAACCAGAUGAUAGUUAUAAAGAAUGUUUAUUAUCUGGUCCAUCAGAUCCAAUUAAUGUUAUCGAUGAAAAUGCUGAUAUGGACUUACAAAGAGCUAUCGCAAAAUCACUCAUUGAUAUGUAA
This is a messenger RNA of Theileria annulata, 525 nucleotides long. RefSeq lists its product as uncharacterized. The record is from RefSeq and is a predicted model, not a curated record. Lineage: Eukaryota; Apicomplexa; Aconoidasida; Piroplasmida; Theileriidae. The transcript has a single exon. Bases 1 to 525 code for a protein of 174 amino acids.